UUUUCAAGCUCUCAUUAUGCUGCACCAGUAGCUCCAGAUGCUGUUUCCAGGGAACUAAGCUGCUUUCUAAUUAAAACUGCAAAGGGCAAUGGAGAGUUUAGGCAAAGACCAUGCUUCUUUGGACUCUUCCCUGCCACCCUCUGCAGCCUGUGAGGAGUAUGCUGUGCCAGAUGUCAUCAUAACCCGUCGCUUGAGAGACCGGGAGUUGCUCAGGAAAAGAAAAGCAGAAGCCCUGGAGAAAGAUUCAGCUCACUGGGUUCUGAGAGACUAUAAGACCGAACAGCAAAGGAGAGCCAGAAGAGCCAAAAGAGGACGGGGCCGUCAGGCAGUGGUCAAGGCUGUCCUGGAGACAGAGCCAGCAGUGGACCCCCAGCCUGACGCACAGGAGAAAGCUGAGCCCGUGCCCUCUGAGCCAGUGCCCUCUGAGCCAGUGCCCUCUGAGCCAGCACUGCCUGAACCAGUGUAUCAACAGCAGCCACCUAUGCUGACCAUCCAGAACAUGGUCGGUGGGAUGCAAGCAGUGGCAACGGAAGGGGAGCUGGCAGACAGGAGCUUGGACCCUGCUGGUGAGGAGGAUGUGCUGAAACCAGCAGAAGCAGAUAUACUAGAAGAGUUGAAUACUCCUCUGGGAAAGGACCACCAGGACAACGAAUUUAACACACAUAUUCUGUAUUAACUAUCUGAUUACUUGGGGAUAUUUUUUAUUUUGACUCUUGCCUCACCAACUUGAUAAGUAUGGCAAGUGAUUUUGAGCAGCUGCUUUUUUGGGAGUCAUAAAGCCCAUACUCUCCUUGUCACUCUGCUUUCUAUGCUUCUUCCAGGCUAAGGAGGCAGCCCCUAGGGAGUUGCCUGUGGCUUAUGAGCCCCCCGCUCUCUCUGCAAACAGGCUGUUUUACUUGGGCCCAUGGAAGGCUUCACAGUGCUCUGCUAUGCUACAGUUCAGUCGUACAGCCCAGCAUCCAUCUGUGUUCCUGAAAGUCAUUUCUUAUUUGUGUGACUGGCAUUGCAGAGCUAGCACCCACUGUGAUUUUUAGCCAACUGGAGAAGCCCAGCUUGGGCUUUUUACUGCAUCCUAUAAACCCCACCACCCUUUGCACCAUUAUUUUCAGUCUGAAAGUUUUCCUCAUAGCCUGUUUUCCUCUGCAAUAAACAUCUUGCUUUCCUAAAGC
This is a messenger RNA of Poecile atricapillus (Black-capped chickadee), 1169 nucleotides long. It is a transcript of the gene HEMGN, whose product is annotated as hemogen. Bases 89 to 676 code for a protein of 195 amino acids. Gene Ontology annotation, biological process: regulation of osteoblast differentiation; cell differentiation. Gene Ontology annotation, cellular component: nucleoplasm. NCBI's taxonomy places the organism in Eukaryota, Metazoa, Chordata, Aves, Passeriformes, Paridae. The transcript has 4 exons. The record is from RefSeq and is a predicted model, not a curated record.